This is a messenger RNA of Zonotrichia albicollis (white-throated sparrow), 1621 nucleotides long. The record is from RefSeq and is a predicted model, not a curated record. NCBI's taxonomy places the organism in Eukaryota, Metazoa, Chordata, Aves, Passeriformes, Passerellidae.
GACUCCAUGUUCUCCCUGGCCCUGAAAUGCCUUAUAAGCCUCUCCACCGUCAUCCUGCUGGGCCUCAUCAUCGCCUACCACACCCGGGAGGUGCAGCUCUUUGUGAUCGACAACGGAGCUGACGACUGGCGGAUAGCGAUGACAUAUGAGCGCAUCCUCUACAUCAGCCUGGAGAUGCUGGUCUGUGCCAUCCACCCCAUCCCCGGGGAGUACAAAUUUUUCUGGACAGCUCGCCUGGCCUUCUCCUACACCCCAUCCCGGGCAGAGGCUGAUGUGGACAUCAUCCUGUCCAUCCCCAUGUUCCUGCGCCUCUACCUGAUCGCCCGGGUGAUGCUGCUGCACAGCAAGCUCUUCACCGAUGCCUCCUCGCGCAGCAUCGGGGCGCUCAACAAGAUCAACUUCAACACCCGCUUUGUCAUGAAGACUCUCAUGACCAUCUGCCCUGGGACAGUGCUGCUGGUCUUCAGCAUUUCCCUCUGGAUCAUCGCUGCGUGGACAGUCCGUGUGUGUGAGAGGUACCACGACCAGCAGGAUGUAACCAGCAACUUCCUGGGUGCUAUGUGGCUCAUCUCCAUCACCUUCCUCUCCAUAGGCUACGGGGACAUGGUCCCACACACCUACUGUGGCAAGGGAGUCUGCCUGCUCACUGGCAUCAUGGGUGCUGGAUGCACAGCACUGGUGGUGGCUGUGGUGGCCAGGAAGCUGGAGCUCACCAAAGCUGAGAAGCACGUCCACAACUUCAUGAUGGACACACAGCUGACCAAGAGGAUCAAGAACGCUGCAGCCAACGUCCUGAGGGAAACAUGGCUGAUCUACAAACACACCAAGCUGCUGAAGAAGAUCGACCAUGCUAAAGUCAGGAAGCACCAGAGGAAGUUCCUACAAGCCAUCCACCAGUUACGGAGUGUGAAGAUGGAGCAGAGGAAGCUGAGUGACCAAGCCAACACCCUUGUCGACCUCUCAAAGAUGCAGAACGUGAUGUACGACCUCAUCACAGAGCUAAACGACCGCAGCGAGGACCUGGAGAAGCAGAUCAGCGGCCUGGAAUCCAAGCUGGAGCAGCUCAGUGCCAGCUUCAACUCCCUGCCCCUGCUGAUGGCUGACAUGCUGCGGCAGCAGCAGCAGCGCCUGCUCAGCGCCGUGCUGGAGGCCAGAGGGGUUGCUGUGCCCGUGGGCACCCCCCAGACACCCCUCUCUGAGAGCCCCAUUGGGGUCAGCUCCACCUCCUUCCCCACCCCUUACACGAGCUCGAGCAGCUGCUAAAACACAGCCCCUGAGCCCUGCUGUGGACAGGGGAAGCGUUUCCACACGGACCGUGAGGUCUCUGUGAACUUUCCUCUGGCCCUUGAGCCGCUGCAGGAGCCUUCAGCUGGAGCCAGUAGUGGGACCAGCAGCGUCCGAGCGCCGCUCGGAGCUUUGCCAACGCCUUGGUUUGGGGAAUUGCAUCCCUCUUCAGGUGCCUCUACACGUGGUGAAGGAAGGGGACGGAAGGUGAUGCCUUGGGCCAGCCUGUGCCGCGGCGUCCGGUGGCAGACGGGAAAAACCCACGCUCAAUCUCAGGUCUUCACAUUUGAAAACAAAACAAAACAAAACAAACAAAACAAACAAAACAAACAAAACA